GACAUCGUCCUUGCUGCUGAUACGGUGUUGAACAACUAACCGUAGAACUUUGAAGAAGAGAUCAUGGUGAGUAGUGUCCUUGCGUGGUGUUGCCAUGACAGCAGUGACUACAGAUGCUGGUGGGACUAGCUACAGAAGGUCGGCCAUUCAAGACAUUGGUGGACUGUUGCUGACGAGGCCCUGACUGUAGUCCACGAGCAGCGUGCAGUACCCGAGCGAUGUUAUCUCCCCUCAUAAAGGGCAGACAAGUCUUCGUCCGACUGACGCCACAGGUACGACGACAGUAGGUCAUGUGAUCACAAUCGUGGUCAGCGCCUCAUCGCGUCACUCAUGCCUGGUCACAACCCUCGUCAGCAGCGACUGACGUCAGCCAUACCUGGUCACAACGCUGGUCAGCAGCGACUGACGUCAGCCAUACCUGGUCACAACGCUGGUCAGCAGCAACUGACGUCAGCCAUACCUGGUCACAACGUUGGUCAGCAGCGACUGACGUCAGCCAUACCUGGUCACAACGCUGGUCAGCAGCGACUGACGUCAGCCAUACCUGGUCACAACGCUGGUCAGCAGCGACUGACGUCAGCCAUACCUGGUCACAACGCUGGUCAGCAGCGACUGACGUCAGCCAUACCUGGUCACAACGCUGGUCAGCAGCGACUGACGUCACUCUUGCUCGGUCACAACGCUGGUCAGCAGCGACCACCUUCAGCCACAUCUGGAUACAAUGGAGGCCGGCACAAACACCCGUCAGCCAUGUCCAGUCACACUUCUGGUCAGCAGCAACCGCAGUGCCUAUUACAACAGGCCACGUGCUGGGGCGGAGGAGCAGCCGAUGGAGGGCCGCGUGCAAAUCUUGUGGCCACUGAUGGCGAUGGACAAGACCGCGCGACAUCCGCGGCUGACGAAAUGAACUCCUCGCUCCAGGAGGCGAAGGCUGGCGCUGACGUCCAUGCUGACCUUGACCCAUCACCUGUGUCAGGUGCGAACCUCAGUCGCGGUCUUCCUUCCCAAGUGGAGUCGGCGGUUACACCCGUCAGCCAGGAGCCUGGUUCUCAGGAGGUCAUCUCGGCUCAAGCCCAGACCUUCUGGCUCCAGUGGGUGGAGGCCGCCUUCCCUGAUCUCGACAAGCAAGUCUACUUCCUGCCGCCUGUCUACAUCAACCGCGUGCACGUGACAACACGGGAUGCUGCCGGUCAGGAAGUUCAGGUCCUUGAACCAGCACCUGGGCAGGCCGGACAGUCCAGCCAACCGACACCACCCAAGGCAACCGGACAGUCCAGCCAGCCGACACCACCCAAGGCGACCGGACAGUCCAGCCAUCCGACACCACCCAAGGCGACCGGUCGGUGCAACCACCCGACAACGAAUCCAGUCACUCCGGGUACUCCUCUGUCGGUCGUCGAAGACAGCGAUGUGAGAGACGAUGCGGCCAUGCAGCGCGUGCUGUUCUGUCUGCAGAAAAUGUUUGAGCGAAACGGAGAAGUGCUGGUUGGACUGAGCCAUCUUGAGUUCAGACACUACCUGAGUGAACCUGCCUAUGCUGCCGCGGUGGCCCCCCUACCUUUGCCCUCCAGUCUCCCUCGCUUCUGGAGACGAGGAGACUUCGACGUGCUUCUCAUUCACCGACAUCAUGGCUUUGUCGUCUGCGAGGUGAAGGCUUUUGGCGACAAUGUGGAAAAGCUGCAGAUGUCUCGGCAAGACAUCGACUCUAAUAUCAGCAAGAAAAUGUCCGAGGCCGUCACACAGCUGAAGAAGGCGGAGGCCAUGUUGUCUCACCUGGUGUCCGACAUCGCUCCCGGUCUGCGCAUCACUAAGACCAUCGCCUUCCCCAACCUCUCGGCUCAUCAGCUACAACAGGCCAUCUCUCAGGACACCCGGAUGACUCAGGACCUGUGUCGGUGUCUGGGAGCGUCAAAUGUCGCCGACAUCCCAGGACUGUGUCUGUGCUCUGACCAGUUGUCUGACCCCAAGACCCCGUGUGACGUCAGUGGUCACGUGCUGAGGCAACUGGGACACUGGUGGCAGCGACGCGUGGCCGGGGCUGGACCUGACAGUCACAUGACUUGUCACCUGUACAAGACGCUGGUAGCCAGGUUCUGUGGUCCGGCCACAACAGUGACUGUGCCGUGCACGUCUGUGCCACACCUGCAUGUCAAGACCCUGGGUCAGGCCGUGUGGUUGACAGGUGAGUGCUACACAGCUCGGAUUACACUCUUCCCGGAACAAGUUCACCUGCUGAACACGGCGUUUGCUCGAGUCUUUCUGGCCGGACCCCCCGGCACAGGUAAGACCGUGGUGCUGCAGCUGAAGGGCAGGGAGUGGCUGUGGCGGGGUCACCAGGUGUACAUAGUCAGCACCUGGUGGGGGAGUCGUGCAGCGUGCAGCCUGCUGUACCACCUGCUGCAGCAGUCUGUCGACACACAGUCACCUGCACAACCUACACGUAGCCUCGUCCGUCUCCGCCAAUAUGAUUUCAACCUCGAGAAGGAAGUGGACAAGGCCGUCAACGACUUGUCAGAGGCGGCGAGGUCAGGGGUCGUGUAUGUCAUCGCUGAUGAGGCGUGUGACAGGCCAAACUUCCAGAUCUUUUGCUGCCAACUGUUGGCACGGGUACCUGGGGUGCACCUGUGGGCGGCGAGCUGUUACCACGUGCAGGUACCCGCCCACUGGCGUGUGGAGAGUUUGACCAGACCCCUCCGCUCUCCCCCGGCCGUGGUGAGGGAGGUGGAGCAGGAUGAGUUUAUCACCAAGCAUCGCAUUGUGCAGACCUACAGUCAGCGGGGUGUCCCCGACCGGACAGACGGCCCGCCCAUCAGGCGACUGAGUCACCGAGGUGAGGGUCACUCGGAGAGACCCAUACACACCUGUGUGGAGUGCGGUGCUGAGGUGGCCACCUUCCUCUUCAAGCUCCGUGCAGGUGUCCCGGCCACUAUGGGAGGCGAACCACCACCCCUCUGCCUCAAGUGGAGUGACGUGUUGUUGCUGUAUGACUGGGGUGACAUCACCGAAGACUCGGGUAUUGUGACGGGACUGAGAGAAGCGGGUAUCCCAGUGCGGGUGAUGAAGGAUGACGACAUCGAGGACGUGGCCACGGCCCGCAGUGACGUGGUGUGGGUGGCCAAUGGACACCAUGUUCGUGGACUGGAGAGAAAAGUCGUGGUGUGUCUGGAGAGAGUCGAUGUUAACCCGAAUGUUCGUCUUCAUUUUGUGUCUCGCUGUACGUCACAACUGGUCAUUCUCUCCCCUGAUGACUAGCGUGGAGCUGUCUAGUGGUUACAACACUCCAUCGUCCUCACGGAAGUGACAAUUGAAAGGUGCUGGAUUCCGAUCUCGUCUCGGGACACUCUCUGCAUGUGACACUUGUUCACAAAGGUGGCUGCCGGGGUAUUUCUAUGUUUACUCUGGUUAUCCCCCCACUUCCAUCAUCGCGCUCUUCUCGUAGGUUAAAGUCUCUUCUAACGGGAGGCACGUACUCUCCUGCCAAACCAACCAGACAAGCAGCCCACCUAACCAAAACCCCUCCCCUAACACCAAACACACCAUAAAACUGAAUCUGCAUCUGGGGGAGGGAGCAGCUUGAAUGCGUGUGGAGGAGUGUAUACAGGUGUCACAGUAAUGAGCAAGUGCCUGAGGUCAGGUGUUUGUAACAGCGGACUAUGGUGUUGACACCACAUCUUGUCUCCAUUGUGAAUGGGUGCAACGGUUCCCUGCAAUGACAUCCCUACCUUGUGUCGAGAUACCAAGCUCAAGUCACUUCACUCUCAGCCAGUACACACAAAAUAUUUUGUCACCAAGGUUGAUGUACUUGGUGGGGUGUGGGUGACAACUCAUCCGUCCUUCCGUCCGUCUGCUUGUCCGCCCUCCCCCUGCUCACUCACUGCUCUGCCGAGGGCAGGAACUCAGAACAAGGAAACAGUCGACACUUGAGGCCACGUGGCUAAAGGACAAGAGGAAAGGAAGAGUUCAAAUGUGAAACAGGGAAGCGGCGACAGCGAAGUGUCAUGUCACCAAACACCAAGUGGUGAACAAAGAUGUGGUACAGAUAGAGGAUGUCCUUCAAUGAAGCCGGAUGCAAUGCAAUCAGCUCGUCAGUAUAAGCUGAGAUCUCUAUGCCUACAGAUGAUGAUGUAGGUAUUCCUGGCCUCAGGAUCCACAAGCGGAUGAAGCUCGACCCAAGUGUUCUUGGUGCAAGUCCGCGGUGGUGGUAUACUGUACUGGUUAUCAGAUCCUAAGUACUUUACUUCAAUUUAGUUUUAGGUGCUAUGUUUGUUUCUACUGUUUAUUACUUCGAGACCAAUCACUAGGAAAUAUUGUUAAGAUUGGAGCUAUACACAAUGUAAAUAGAAUGAAAAAGUUGUAGCAUCUCUAAUUCAACCAGAUCAGUCCGGCUUUAUCUGGGUGGGGGGGGGGAGAUGUCUUGAGGAUAACAUCAGGCUUCAGUGAUAAUAAAUGUCAUGGUAUGAUAACUGCAUGCUGACCUUUAAAUGUAUUUGCAUUAUGAUAGCAUGUGCACAUCUACUGUUUUGUGACUCGUGACUCUGUGGUAGUUGUGUGUGUACAUAAACUGUUUUGUGACUAGUGAUAGUGUGGUAGUUGUGUGGCUAUCACAAAUAAACUCAUCCCUUCUCAUUUCUACUGUUUCAGUAGUGAGACAUAAAUAUAGAGAAAUGCAACAUACAAACAGCAGUUUUGGAACUUGCUAGGGCGUAGGUAAGAUUACAUGUUAUGUAGGAUUAUUACAUUUUAUGACAGUUGAAAACAAAAUAAAAAUGCAUUAUCAGUUUCUUAAUAUGAGGUUUGUGUUUAGUCUUUAGCGGACAGCUAAAGAAGGAAUUGUUAUGCAUUGUAUUGCUGUACAUGUGAAAGUUAUGUAAAUAUUUAUGUUAGUGAUAAGUGUAGUGUUGAAAAUGCAAAAUUUACUUUCCAGUUUUUUGUAAUAAAGAUAAUGAUCAUGCUUAUCACUCAAAUCAAUGUAUGAUGAGCUUAAUAUUACAGCUUUAUAAUGAAGACAAUAUAAAACCAUUUUCAAACUUUAAA
This is a messenger RNA of Pomacea canaliculata, 5034 nucleotides long. RefSeq lists its product as uncharacterized. NCBI's taxonomy places the organism in Eukaryota, Metazoa, Mollusca, Gastropoda, Architaenioglossa, Ampullariidae. Bases 331 to 3252 code for a protein of 973 amino acids. The record is from RefSeq and is a predicted model, not a curated record. The transcript has 9 exons.